Molecule: messenger RNA, 4744 nt
Organism: Thunnus maccoyii (southern bluefin tuna)
Lineage: Eukaryota; Metazoa; Chordata; Actinopteri; Scombriformes; Scombridae
Gene: mafaa
Product: v-maf avian musculoaponeurotic fibrosarcoma oncogene homolog Aa
Exons: 1
Coding region: 1606-2538 (310 amino acids)
Biological process (GO): regulation of transcription by RNA polymerase II
Cellular component (GO): nucleus
Molecular function (GO): DNA-binding transcription factor activity, RNA polymerase II-specific; RNA polymerase II cis-regulatory region sequence-specific DNA binding
Source: RefSeq, a predicted model, not a curated record
UGAUGAUUAAAAAGUUUUAACUGCUUUUUUAAAAUAUGAGAUGUGCUCCAUAUGGUAAGAUCACUACAAAAAGAGACCAAUUAGAGUCUAAAAUAGACUCAUUUUAAGUCCUCGUAAAAUUCUAUGGAUACCAGGAUAUCCAUAAAAACAUGAAUUAACGACUUGGAAGUCUGUGAAAUGUGAAUACAGUCGGACAGCCUCGUUACAUAACUGACACGCGGUUUUGAAACGGUGUAAAAGUGUUGUGCUGUUCCGGGUAAACAUUUUUUCUCUGAGAAAGUCGCGGGGCUCUCGUCUUACUGCUCGCUCCUGCCGUGCAGUAGCAUCUGCUCGGUCACUAGAGGGGGGGAUCUGCUGCACCUGUUCUCCCUGUGCGCCUCCGCUCCCCUUCGGCUAUGUUCGGCUCUUUUCGGGCCGGUUUCCCCUGUCAGAGCUCAGGCUUCUGCUAUAGGACAAUGCAAAUGCACCGCUGUGAUCUCCUCCCAUUGGCCCGUCACACCUCUGUGUGGGAGGGCCACGCUGUCUUUAUAAGUGCAGAUUGCCUUCCAGCGCCUCAGUGACACUGCGUGGUUGCACCGUGAAGCUCUUAAAGACACAAACUGAGGGCUGAUAUAGAGAAAACCAACUGGAAUUUAUCACCUCUUGCAUAAUAACACACACACACACACACACACACACACACACACACGUAAGGUCAACAGCGCACCGCCGGGUGAGAGGUGACAGGACCGUGGGGACCGAAGCUGUAAGUAGACACUGCUUGAAUUAAAUAUCCGGACUGACCACAACAACAGAGGACCAGAGUCUCCCGUCCUGGCCGAGUAGGAGACGGAGCUGCAACUUCAGAUUCACACGAACUUUGAAAACUUGUGCACGUGCCAUUCCGUUUUUUGUUUUUUGUUUUUUGGAUUCCUGGGACUUUGCUUUUUUUCUUCUUCUUCUUCUUCUUCUUGGCACACCUUUACGCACGCCCGCGCAGCGCCUUGUGACUGUCACUAUCCGUCUGAUUUUGAUUGUGUGAGAAACUUUUAAUCCGAGCCAUGCUGCAGUGACGUGGGACUUCAUGAUCAAGUUGCCAACAGCGGGAGGCGAAGAAGGAUGCUUGGAAAAUAUUUAUAACACACCCGAGCGGAGGAGACGAAAUCUUUUCGUGUUACUUGAUCGAGCAGAACCGAGGACACUAAAUCACAAGGAGGCAAGUGGGCUGCAGAGGUGAAGCGAGGACAAGACAGGUUGGUGUCUCCAAAUUCACCGGGCUCGAGUUUCAGCCGCCCCGGGGGCUCCUGGUAGGCUAUUAAAGCGUGCAUUUGACCUGGGAUAAGUUGUCAACAAGAGCAGCGAGCGGAGGCAAACUGGCAGGUGUACAAGUUCAUUUACAUGCAUACGUAUAUUCACGCCACUAUAUAUAGAAGUUGACUUAGGGACGAACAGCCUUAAUAAGUUUCUCCACCCACCCGCCGGCCCUGCAGCAGCUCCACGCACCAGGCGUGUGCGUGUGUCUAUAUAUACACCAUACAGGCUUUUAUUCCUCUCCGCAAUCUGUAUCCGAGAGGGCUGCCGGCCGUCGGUUUGGCUGUGAGGGCAGGAGUCGUCGCAUGGACUGACAUGGCCACCGACCUCGCCAUGAGCGCAGAGCUGCCCAACAGCCCUCUGGCCAUCGAGUACGUUAACGACUUUGACCUGAUGAAGUUUGAGGUGAAGAAGGAGCCGCCGGAGGCCGAUCGCUACUGUCACCGCCUCCCGUCGGGCUCACUCUCCUCCACCCCGAUCAGCACACCCUGCUCCUCCGUGCCUUCCUCGCCGAGCUUCUGCGCCCCGAGCCCUGGCGCGCAGCCCAACCAGAGCCUCGCCAACGGCGUCAACAGCAGCGGCAGCAGCAACAACAGCAGCGGCAACAACAAUCACAGCAACGCGGGCAAGCCUCAGCUGGAGGACCUCUACUGGAUCCCCAGCUACCAGCACCACAUCAACCCCGAGGCGCUCAACCUGACCCCGGAGGACGCGGUGGAGGCCCUCAUCGGUAACGCGCACCACCAUCACCAUCAAGCUUACGAGGGUUUCCGCGGGCAGCAGUACGUCGGAGAGGACCUGUCCACGGCCUCGGCGGCCCACCAUCACCAGGCCCAUCACCACCACCACCAUCAUCACCACCACGGCCACCACGCCCGCCUGGAGGACCGCUUCUCGGACGAGCAGCUGGUCAGCAUGACGGUGCGGGAGCUCAACCGGCAGCUGCGGGGUUUCAGCAAGGAGGAGGUGAUCCGCCUGAAGCAGAAGAGGCGCACCCUGAAGAACCGGGGCUACGCGCAGUCCUGCCGCUUCAAACGCGUCCAACAGAGGCACAUGCUGGAGACCGAGAAGUGCACCCUGCAGAACCAGGUGGAGCAGCUGAAGCAGGACGUGGCGCGCCUCGCCAAGGAGAGGGAUCUUUACAAGGAGAAGUACGAGAAGCUGGCCAGCCGGACCUACAAUGCCGGUGGACCCGCGAACACGAGAGAUCCGUCCGGGAAACAGGCCAACACCGAGUUCUUCAUGUGAGAGACUGAACGAUAGACUCUGAAGUACCCCCCCUUCCCCUCCCCCCUCCCACCCCGUCCACCUAAACAUCCUUGUAACAUUAAUUUAUAUUUUUCAGCGUUUGUAUUUUGUUUACAGUUAUUCCCUACGACAGAAAAAGACUUUGAGAAACAUCUAAACAAAUGAGCGUUAGAUGCGCACAGAAAUAAUCCUCGUGCGCAUUUUGAGUCUUAAAAGAUGUUUCGGCUAAACUUCUGUUCGUCCACAACAACAACAACCUGUCAUGUUGUGAUGUGGGCACAUGGGAUCACUUUAGCCUGCAGACUUUUCUCUGGUGCAACAGAAGCUGGUCAGAAGUCUUACUGAACCAAUCUGACCUUUAACAUGACUGUCUUAAUUCAGAGAGAGAUGAUUUUGUCUUAAACUGGGAGUGGGGGUUGGGAGGGGGUGAUUUUUUUUUAAUAAAGGAAAAUCUGAUUGGACUGAAAUAGAAGCAGAAAAAGCAAUACACCGCCUCUCCUUUGGCUCCAGGAAAGCUCAACGGACUUUUAUUUGUGUGUGAAAGAGAGACGGUCAAGUGAUUUUCAAUAUUGCAAGUCUAUAGUUUCCCCAUCCCUAUUUGCAACCCUGCAUGCAGGACAUGUAUGGUAACCUCCAGUCAUCUCCCCUGAAUCCUUCCACAUGUAUGGAAAGCAUGGCCCAUGGUUCUCUCCUCCUCUAACGCUUCUCCUCCUCCUCCUCCUCCUCCUCCUUCCUCUGCCAUCAGUAAAGGCCUGGGUAUGCAAAAAGCCACAAAAAUGUCCCCCUCCUCCUCCUCCUCCCCACCACCUUCUUCAUAAACCCCCCCGGAGAGGUGCAAGGACUGCAGACAAAAAUGCAAAAAAACAAUCUGCUACUUAGAAAAAAAAAUGGAUGCGUCUUUAACUGCUAUUUUCAAUCAAUUUUUCUAUUGUUUUAAAAAAAGAAAAGGGAAAAAAACGACAAAAAAGAGAUUAUCUGAGCCAGAUUUUAGACUGUAUUUAUUUCCACCUGUACAUAAUGUGUAGAGAAAAAAAACAGUUACCUGUGUUAUUUUAACCUUUUUCUCUCUUUUUAAAGGAAAAAAAAAUUGCUUUUGUUGCUUGGAUUAUUCGAAAAAUGUCUUAAUACGAAAAAUGUUUGUAUGUUACAGCAUGCAAAUCGUCUAAUGGUAUCCUCCUCCUACUGAACAUGUGUAAUGUCAAAGGCAAGCCUAUACUGCACUAAGAAGAGAUCAAACUAGACAAAACGUUUUGUUUUCUACCUUCAUAGGACCUUUGAUCUGUUCCUCUCUAUAAAAAAAAAACAUUAAAAAAAAACCCGGAUGUAAAUUUGAUGAGGUUUAUUAGACGGACAAGGACUGCAUUCGCUGCUAAAACUCUAUGCACCAACCUGAUGAUUAAAAAGACUUAAUGAUUAGGCUAUUUCUGUUUUUUACUUUCAAUAUUUGUAGACGAAAUUUAUUAUUUUUUUCUAGGGGGCCUGCGGGUUUCCUCUCGCAGCCCGGUGUCUUAAUAAGAUCUUGUGUCUGAUGGGAGGAUGCUUGAUUGUUUUUAUGUUUUUUUUUUCCUUGGUGGUAGAGCUCACUGUUCUUGGAGUAACUCGAUGCAUUAUUCUGUCAACAAGAAAUCCCUGGUUCGUGUGUUUUUUCUGCUGCCUAGAUAUAUGUGCAAUAUUGUGCAGAAGUGUCCGAUGUUCAGCCUACCUGUUGUUGGUGGUUGGUGGAUGAUGGUGGGAACGUGCAGGAAGAGAUGAUUCAAUUUUAGAUCGUAAUGACACCGAAUAACAGCAAGAAAAAGCAAAAAGGAUAAAUGUGAAAUUAAAAGUUCCUGUUUUAAUGCGAAGCAAAAAGGUUUUUUUUUUUUUUUGCGAGACAUCUGCAAAUUAAUCUUUUUUAAAAUCGAGGCGCCUCUCUGUAACUUUAUUCGUUUAAAUCUGAUUAUUUUUUUCUUCUUUUAUUUGAUGCAACUUGAAAUUUUAAUAAUUCCUUCUAAAUCCGAAAUCUUGAUUUGACCCUCAACAAAUGAGAUUAAAAAAAACAAACAAACAAACCCGAAAGCAAACUUCUGCACAGUGCUGUUAAUGUAUAUCUGUACAUAUAAUUUCUAUAUUUAUUCAAUGAACGUGUCCUAACGUGUCAACAAGUGAAAAACCUACAAAGUGGAACGUUGUUGAGAAUCUUGUUUUCAUAAUGUUUAAUAAAAAGUUC